Messenger RNA from Paecilomyces variotii, 1808 nucleotides. RefSeq names its product putative C2H2 finger domain protein. The record is from RefSeq and is a predicted model, not a curated record. NCBI's taxonomy places the organism in Eukaryota, Fungi, Ascomycota, Eurotiomycetes, Eurotiales, Thermoascaceae. The transcript is spliced from 2 exons. Gene Ontology annotation, molecular function: RNA polymerase II cis-regulatory region sequence-specific DNA binding; DNA-binding transcription factor activity, RNA polymerase II-specific. Bases 264 to 1598 code for a protein of 444 amino acids. Gene Ontology annotation, biological process: regulation of transcription by RNA polymerase II.
UAUCCUCCUUCCCUUGGCGUGUAUCUCUUGGAUUGUCGCAGAAGAGCGGCUCCAAGGCACAUUCCUGAUCGCCCCUCCUGGAUCCCUCAGGCGUACCUGGUGGACGUUACUGGAUAUACGGAGCUAACACGUCGUUCCAUUCUGCGAAUCUCCCAACGACUCUUCCAACUCCGCCUACGGCAGAGACCGUCGUCCUGCGGCCGUCCGGGCAGACGAGAGAUCCGUCCGGCAAUCUGGCGGCCUUAGCAGUUCCGCCGCCCGGUAUGGGUACGGCGAUUGAUGGACUGACAGCUUCUCAACCAUUGACGUCUCGAAGGCCAGCAGCACAAAGCCUGCCGAGUUUCGAGCUACCUCCUCCUCCAUCUCAGUUCCCAUUAUCCAGCUCAAACCAAAAAUAUCAUUCUCAGUCUAACAUACAUCCUCCAAACGUGAGCGUUGGCAACUUGCUGACUCCUCCAUCUAAUCACUCCGGGGAAACAAACAACACUAUCCAUUCAGGCGCAGCUUCAAAUACGGCCUCAGCCUCACAGGAAGUGCCUUCUUAUUCUUCCGGUUACUGGCCGGGACAGAACUCCUACGGAUACGGUUCUGCAACGGCGCCUUCGCAGUCGUGGAAUCAGGGUGUUCAUGCGCUUUUCCAGCCGCGUGGAUAUUCGCCCUUAGUAGGUUCCCUUGGUCGCAACACAGCCGGUACGCCCAACACAAGCGAAGGCAUGUCGCAGCCAUACGAUAUCAAUCAGCUUCCGCCUUUCCAGCAAUCUCUUCCUGUUUCAUCUCCUACUGUGGCAUCGCCCGCGGUGCAGCAACAUCAAGCCAUGGCGCAUGCGAUGAUGAGCGCGCAGGGCACGCCGCCCAGUUCCGCGCCUCCCUCUCAGCAAUUCACGGCUGCAGACCCAUACGCAUCGAAGCCUGCUUCGACACCUAUAUUUGGAGGCUCGCAACAAGCUCCGAAUGCUCCUUAUCCUUCGUAUGGCGGCCCUUCACCAAUCUCACACGGUGGGCUAGGUAUACACCCAGCUGGUCCGAGAAUGCAGCCUGGACCAAGUCAGUCACCGACUGGGCAACCCACGCAAUUCGGAUACAAUCGCCCUCCGUGGCCAUCAUAUUCCCUCCCCGCGAUGAGCGGGCCGGUCAUGACGAAUGUACAUAGCCCCAAUGGUCAGAUGUCACUUAUGGGCGGCAUGCAACCGGGAGUUUUGCCUGGCUUCAACAGCGGACAGGUUGCGAGCAUGCACCAUAUGUAUGGAGGCCAUCCUUCUCACCAGGGACAUGGACAGCCAGGUCCACCCAACGACCGGCCGUUCAAGUGCGAUCAGUGUCCGCAAAGCUUCAACCGAAAUCAUGAUCUCAAACGGCAUAAGAGAAUCCAUCUUUCAGUAAAGCCGUUCCCAUGUAAUCAUUGCGACAAGAGUUUCUCGCGGAAGGACGCAUUGAAGAGACAUAUUCUGGUGAAAGGCUGCGGCAAGGAUACAUCUUCUGAAGGUGGAAGUGCGAAUCAGGCUGGGUCCGUUACAUCGAGCAAGGAUGAGGACGGGGCAGUCACGAGGACCGAUUCAAACAGCGACAAGCAGAGCCCUGUACUCAAUGGGCAUGCCUAGAGGUUAUACAGUCCGUCUAGAAGCGGCUCCUGCCUAGGACCUCGUCCUAGUAUCUCGAUCCUAGUUCUCCUCCUCUCCCUUUCGCCUCUUCUUUUCUUUUUCCUCGACCAUUUUCCUUAUUUCGAUGUAUUUAUGUUGGGAACGGUGACGAUGGCAAAAUGCUUCCAUACUUUGCGUUACGGGUCGGGUCUGGGAUAUGAGCCCAAGCGC